This is a messenger RNA of Owenia fusiformis, 1426 nucleotides long. The record is from the annotation of a GenBank genome assembly. Lineage: Eukaryota; Metazoa; Annelida; Polychaeta; Sabellida; Oweniidae.
UUCAGCAGAUGCGCGCCAUUGGUACAGCCCUUGAUAUACAUAAGUGUUUUAAGGUAAUUCACGAAAACAAGAUCACGAAAUUAGAAUGAACAAUUAAAGUCACAAUAUGGAUUGUAUACUUUUAGAGAUAUUGUAAAUGUGGGUUUGUACUUCUUCUAAAUCUGAGUAACCAAUAUUCAGAACUGCAUAAUGAUCGGGAAGGUAUUCUUUGUUAUAGCUGUGUUGAUCGCUUCUGUUGGAAUCUAUGUGAGGUACAUUGUACUCCAAGAAGAAUUUUUUGAUACAGAUAGAUUGAAAGGGAAGCGAAUCCUCAUAACAGGCGGGUCAUCUGGUAUUGGGGAGGCCUUGGCAUACACAUGUGCCAAAUAUGGCGCACAAGUUGUCAUCACAGCCCGGAGAGAAACUCUUUUACAAGAGGUUGUUAGUAAGUGUGAUAAAAUAUCAGGAAGAAAGCUACAUUCCUACAUUGUUGCUGAUAUGGAAAAUGUGACCAGGUCAUCUGCUGUCGUAGAUAAUGCUAAAGACAGACUUGGAGGUCUAGAUUAUGUGAUACUCAACCAUGCAUUCAUCCACGACUUAUUCCCUUGGACUGGUUCCGAUGAAGAUUUCGAUUUAUUACAAAGGGUUUAUCAAAUUAACUUUUUAUCACACGUAAAGAUGGCAGCACGUUCAAUGACUAGCUUGAAACAAUCACAUGGUAGACUGAUUGUCAUAUCAUCCCUUGGAGGGAAAUUACCAUCUCCGUUUAUGACUCCGUAUAUCAUGUCUAAGUUCGCACUUGAUGGUUUCUUUGGAUCUCUGAAUCAACAGCUGAUGAUUGAAAAAUCGAAUAUUUCAUUGACGGUCUGCAAUCUGGGACUCGUAGAUACUAAAAGAGCGCAUGAUGUAUUCGAAUCAUUUCCUGGUACGAAAGCAGGGAUAGCGGACGCGGACUACGGUGAUGUCUAUGAUGUAGCAUACGAGAUACUCAAGGCAGGGACACUGGGGAAGAAAAGGCUGAUUUACCCAAAUGAAUGGACCUUAAAGAUGUUGUUAAUUGUUGAUCUAUUUUUUCCUGACCUCAUUGAUGCGAGUGAUAGAGAACUUUUUGGUAAUUAACCAACUCUAUAGGUCUCAUCAUACGAGUUAAAGAAUUGAGAUACAUCAUCGUAAAAUUAUAACUUGGAGUGAAAUUAACAUCGCCAAUCGCCAUGCUUUCUCUGAUUUAAAAAAGAGUUAAUCUGCAUUCUUAAUUUUACAACAGAGUGUACAUGGCGGUUAGUAAAUCAUAUGGCUCAAUGCGUUGUGGCUAAUUUAAUGCACUCAUCCUGGUCCUGUGCUUAUAUCAUUCAUAUAUAUAUUUAUAUCAUAUAAAGAGACAAUUUAGGAUUAAAUAUUCAUGCAAGUUCAUGAUGCAAGUGAUUAAAAUGUUGGAUUACUACUUACU